Molecule: messenger RNA, 3524 nt
Organism: Paramisgurnus dabryanus
Lineage: Eukaryota; Metazoa; Chordata; Actinopteri; Cypriniformes; Cobitidae
Gene: pcyox1
Product: prenylcysteine oxidase 1
Biological process (GO): prenylated protein catabolic process; prenylcysteine catabolic process
Molecular function (GO): prenylcysteine oxidase activity
Source: RefSeq, a predicted model, not a curated record
CCGUACACCACUUCCGGUUCCGUGUUUCUCCUGGAUGUCGCGCAGCUGUUUGUUUUUAAUGCACUUUCAAACUGUUUGUGUUUACUUUAACCUGAGAAGUCAAUGUUUGUGACGCACUGAAUACCCAAAAUGGCUUUGAGAGUACUAUCUUGGAAGACCCUUUUUAUUCUGGGACUUUGUCAAAUUGGACGCAGGGCUUUGGCCUCGGCUCCAAAUAACAAAGAGCCACCGAAGAAAAUAGCAAUAAUUGGGGGAGGCAUUGGAGGCACAGCGGCUGCUUAUUUCCUGAGGCAAGAGUUUGGUCCAGCAGUAAAGAUUGAAGUGUUCGAGGCGGGAACCGUAGGAGGUCGUCUGGCCACUGAGAACAUCGGAGGAUACGACUAUGAGACGGGAGGAUCCAUUAUUCACUCUCUCAACCUGCACAUGAAACACUUUGUGGACAAACUCGGACUGUCUCCUAAACCUGAAAUACCUUCUAAAUUGGCAAUAUUUGAUGGAAAUGAACUGACAUUCGAAGAAAGCGACUGGUACAUUGUGAAUGUCAUCCGCAUGCUGUGGAGAUACGGAUUGAACUACAUUCGUAUGCAUAUGUGGGUGGAAGGAGUCCUGGACAAGUUUAUGAGGAUAUAUCAGUACCAACAGUUCGGCUACUCCUUCUCUAGUGUGGAGAAACUUCUGCAUGCUAUGGGUGGAGAUGAUUUCCUCUCUCUGGUCAAUCAUACAUUAGAGGAGGCCAUGUUGGCUGCAGGUUUCUCGCAAGUUUUCCUCAAUGACAUCGUAACACCCAUCACGCGAGUCAACUACGGUCAGACCGUUAGACUGCAUGGAUUUGUGGGUGCUGUAGCUUUAGCAGGAGCUGGGUCAGAUUUGUGGGCAGUGGACGGAGGAAAUAAAAGAGUUUGUUCUGGGCUUCUAUACAACAGCAAAGCUGAACUCAUCCCGGCUCGUGUGACCUCCAUCACUAUGAAGAUGAGACCGUCCAAAACUGGUCCAGCUGGAAAUUUCUAUGAAGUGAAUUACGUUGGUGAGUCUGGUGCCGCCCAUGGCAUGUACGACAUAGUUAUAGUAGCCACGCCUCUCCAUCAGGGCUUAUCGGAGAUCAACUUUUCGGGCUUUUCCCCUCCUAUUCCAUCUCAUUUCCCUGGCCAGUACCACCAAACGGUAGCCACGCUGGUCCACGGCCUGCUCAAUGUGUCUUAUCUGGGUGUCACAGAAAAGCCUGAAGAGUUUUUCUUUUCUGACGUGUUCACAACGGAUAACAAAGCCGUCGUCAUCCAAAGCUUGAGCUCUUUAGUCCCGGUCCACAUUCCCAAAGACUACUCCCGUACUCCGGCCAGCCAAAGCCAAGUGUGGAAGAUCUUUUCUUCUGAAUCAUUGCCUCAGGAGGAACUGAAGAAAAUCUUUGUCUCUUGGGACUCUGUGUCGGAGACGCCCUGGCUCGCGUAUCCCUCCUACAGCGCGCCGCACCGCGGCACACCUCCGUUCAUCUUGCACGACCGCCUCUACUAUCUCAAUGCCAUAGAGUGGGCAGCUAGCGCCAUGGAGAUGAGCGCCAUCUCCGCCCGUAAUCUGGUACUGCUCGCACACCACCGCUGGUACCAACAGACAGACAAAAUCGACCAGGAGGAUCUGCACACCAAAAUUAGAGGUGAACUGUAACAGUAAAGCGGUGCAGUUUAUAUAAAAUGAUUUAUAAGCAAGACAAUCUGUAAUAGAGGCUAUAAAGUGAUUUAUUCAUUAGAAUUGCUGAACUAAUUUAUACUGAAAUACUGAUGAAAAGUUUUGACACAAAAAAUCUACAUUCUUUUUAUAAUUUAUUUUGAUUCCCUCUAUGAUCCUCUGCAAAUAUAAUCUGUGACAUGCUUGAAAUAAAUUAAAUCUUCUGAAUUAUGACUUGGAUGUUUAAAGAUUUUUAUGCCACUCAUUUAUGAUUAAAGUAUACAGGCUUCCCUAUUCAAAGCUAUUAAAAUGAUAGUCCACUGAAAAAAAUGAAAAUUCUGAAAAAAAAUAAAUUCAUUUAUUCAACCUCAAGUUGUUCCAAAUAUGUAUACAUUUCUUUGUUCUGCUGAAAACACAUAUGAUGAUGAUAAAGAACAAAGCAGAUCUGGGGCACCAUUGACUUCCAGUUUAAAAAAACAACAACACACUGGAAGUACAUAGUGCCCCAGAUUUGUUUGGAUAUUAACAUUUUAUCCUUUGUGCUCAAUAGAGCAAAUAAAUGUAUACAGGUUUGGGUAACAACUUAAGGGGGACUAAAUGAUGACAAUGUUCUUUUUAUGUCACUUUAGAAAAAUUAUUUUUUUACUUUAUAUGCUGGUAUGUUGUGCAAGACAAAAGCCAGAAAUCAACACUGUUAUGUGAUAGAUUGUAAUAUUUUCUUUAUGCUUUAAAACUGCUUGACUAAAACUGUAACUACACCCUUGCCUCUUUUAUGCAGAUCUAUGAAUAUGUAAAUUAGUCCCCCAUUUUGCACCACCUUGGACCAUAUACAUGUGUAAAUAGAUGCUACAUUUAGCAGUUUCAGACGCAUACUAAGCCAGAUACAUGUUUGUGACAUUGGAAACAUCUUUCUGAUUUGCAUAAUAUACUGUUAAUGUUUCUCGGUGCCUUAAAGUGUCCAUGUCAAAAUCUUUAAAAUUGCAUUAAAAUUAAAUUACAGGUAAAACCUAAUAAUGGUUAGACUAUUCACUCCCAGCAUUUGAUAUCAAAACAGUUAAGAAAAUAUUACAGAUUUGUCACUUUGUGAUCUACGUUUGCUGUAUAAUUGUUGCCUGGAUGGUGAAUGCACUGAUUUUUACCGUUUUAAGUGUUUUACAUACUUAACAAGAACAGUAUUUUAACAGUAAAUUGGUGUUGAUGUUUGUUAAUGUUUUGUAAAUAACAAAUGGAUAAUUUUUAUAAUCUGUUGUCAAAUGCAGAAUAUUAACAGGGUAUGUUUUGCUUAAGAAUUUGCAAAUGUUAUGUUGAAGGAAGUCAUUAGGAGUCAUAUUAAAACAGAUAAAACUGCAAUAAAUGUUCAGAUUGUCAUUUAAAUAAGUAAAACAAGUAAAUUGUGUGUAUGUUUUGUUCAAACAAUAUUUGUGAUAUCUUUGGUAAAGUGUUUUGACUUUUCAAUUUUAUAGUGCUGUACAGUAUGAUUGUAUGUAGGGCUGUACAGUAUAUUGAAAUUUUAAGCAUAUAAGCUGAAUAACUUUAAUACUUCAAUAAUAUAGUCAGAUACUGUUGCUUUUUCUGUGGGAUUUUUUUUAAGUAAGUUCAAAUAUAUUUUACAAUAUUUUUUAUAUAUUUCUUAAUCAUAAUCGUACUGCAUAUCGUAAACAGCAUCAUUUAGCAAGUUAUACAUUUUUUUUUAAUAUGGUGCAGCCUUAAUUGUAUGACAGGAAAAAAAGUUUAAAUUUGGCUUGAUUUUCUAAUAAUGUUUCACCUAAGUUUAAACACUAUCAAGCUAAUAUUAUCUCUUUAAUGGCAUUAAUUUCAUUUACAAAUGUUGAAAAGUACACACUGUAUUUUGAAAAAAAAAACAA